GGCUCCCCCGCCCUUGGGUCCUGGGGUGGGUCAGCCCCGAUACGUCAGCUCAGGUUCCCUGCUCAGUCUGGCUCCAUAGAGCCCCUGGAGCCGAUGGCUGGUCUGAACGUGUCUCUCUCGUUCUUCUUGGCCACCAUUGCCCUGUGCCAGGCGGCCAGGAGGGUGUCCAAGGCCCUGCUCCCCAAAGGUGCCUACGUCAGCUUUGCCCUGGAGGCGGCGGGCGCGGCCCAGCUGGGGGCCUGCUGCCUGGAGAUGCGGAUGCUGGCAGAGCUGGGCCCCUGGGCGGGCGGCUUUGGGCCCGACCUGCUGCUGACCCUGCUGUUCCUGCUCUUCCUGGCACAUGGGGCCACCUUUGAAGGGGCCUCGGCCAACCCCACCGUGUCCCUGCAGGAGCUCCUCCUGGCCGAGGCCUCUCUGCCCGGCACGCUGCUCAAGCUGGCGGCCCAGGAGCUGGGCAUGCGGGCAGCCUGCGCCCUGACCAGGCUCUACUGGGCCUGGGAGCUCAGUGACCUGCAUGUCCUGCAGAACCUCAUGGCCGAACACUGCAGCUCGGCCCUGCGCACGACCAUCCCCCACGGCGCGCUGGUGGAGGGCGCCUGCGCCUUCGUCUUCCAUCUGACCCUCCUCCGCCUCAGGAAUAGCCUUCCCGUCUACAGAGUGCCAGCCGUGGCCCUGCUGGUCACCGUCAUCGCCUACACAGCUGGACCCCUCACAUCUGCCUUCUUCAACCCCGCCCUGGCCGCCUCCGUUACCUUCCACUGCUCAGGGCACACCUUGCUGGAGUACGCCCAGGUGUACUGGCUGGGCCCUCUGACAGGGAUGGUGCUGGCGGUCCUGCUGUACCAUGGCCACCUCCCCCGCCUUUUCCAGAGGAACCUGCUGUACAGUCAGAAGAACAAGUAUCGAACCCCCAAAGGGAAGCCGGCCUCAGGGCCUGAGGGCACCCAGACACCCAAAGAGGGGUGCAGAGGCCAGGAGCCUGGGCAGAGGCGGGUGGGGCAGCAGCCGCUGGGCUCCCUGUGAGCCCCAUGUGGAAGCCAGGUCCCUGGCUGAGGAGCACAAAACCCACCCCCACUUCCUCCCCAGACACCAUUCGUCAAUAAACUGUCCCCAGCCAUGCCUGUCUCCCUGGCCUGGCAGAGGCCUCUGAGGAGGUGGAGCUGGCCUGAGUCCCC
This is a messenger RNA of Myotis daubentonii (Daubenton's bat), 1175 nucleotides long. RefSeq names its product putative aquaporin-12B. The record is from RefSeq and is a predicted model, not a curated record. Gene Ontology annotation, cellular component: cytoplasm; membrane. Gene Ontology annotation, biological process: transmembrane transport. Gene Ontology annotation, molecular function: channel activity. Lineage: Eukaryota; Metazoa; Chordata; Mammalia; Chiroptera; Vespertilionidae.